Molecule: messenger RNA, 696 nt
Organism: Linepithema humile (Argentine ant)
Lineage: Eukaryota; Metazoa; Arthropoda; Insecta; Hymenoptera; Formicidae
Source: RefSeq, a predicted model, not a curated record
AUGCAGGGGAUAUUGAGAAGAAUCGCGCAAAGAGUGUGCUGUGCGUACCGCACGGUAUCCUUCGUGGCGGCGUCCUUAAUAUCCGGAACUCCACCGGUUGAGUUUCAAGCGCGUAGACUGGCGAUUGUCUAUUUUAGAACCAGAAACGCUAUUGAGGUUGAUGAGGAGAUUUCUCCCGGUACCAGGGCAAAGUGGUACCGGGAGGCGAAGCAACAGGUGCUGUCGGACUGGAGGGAGAGCCUGAUGAAAUUAAAUCAUACCCACCCCAGCUUCAGGCUCCGUGAAGCCCUGGUUGAUAGGCUGAAAGAGUGGGUUAAUAGAAGACAUGGAUGGGUCACCUAUCAUAUGACCCAAUUUUUAACAAACCACGGGUGCUUUAACGAAUUCUUGCAUAAAAUUAGGAAAGCAGACUCCGCAAUCUGUUAUCACUGUCUCGACGCUGUGGAUACUGCUCAGCACACCCUCCAGUUCUGCAGCGCUUGGAGCGCCGAUAGAACAGAAUUGACGCGGGUUAUCGGGGACCAAUUAGACCUCCCGUCUGUUAUAGAAUCCAUCUUAGAUAGUAUCGAUAAGUGGAGGGCCUUCUCUGUCUUCUGUACAAAGGUAUUAACCUGUAAAGAGGCGGCGGAAAGACAGAGACAGGCAGCGAAUCGGAAACAAAUAACGGGCCAUAUGGACUCCGAAAUAUCGGAAUAA